AUGACCGAGGGCCCUAUCGCGGAACCCAACAUCAAGCAAGAUAGCGCGACGCCUGCACCCGGCGUGACUUCCGACAACCCUCUCGAUGCCCCCGAUGGCCCAGCGCCCGAGGCUACCCAAGACGAGGACAUGGCAGGUGCACGUGAUGAGGUCAAGGACGGCCAAUCGAAAGAGGGGGAUGAUGUCGGAGCUGGAACCGAUGUGGAUGGGCAGGACUCCAAGACCAAGGAGACGCUGGAAAAUGCGGCUCGGGAGCACCUCAUCUCUCAGACACACGCCAUCGUCCUGCCAAGCUACAGCACCUGGUUCGACAUGAACACCAUUAACGACAUCGAGCGCAAGGCCAUGUCUGAAUUCUUCAAUAGCCGCAACCGCAGCAAAACCCCGGCCGUUUACAAGGACUACCGCGACUUCAUGAUCAACACGUACCGUUUGAACCCGGUUGAAUACCUUACUGUCACAGCUUGCCGACGCAAUCUGGCCGGAGAUGUCUGCGCCAUUAUGCGGGUGCACUCUUUUCUUGAGCAGUGGGGCUUGAUCAACUAUCAGGUUGAUGCCGAGCAAAGACCAUCGCAUGUUGGCCCGCCAUUCACCGGCCACUUCAAGAUCAUCUGUGACACGCCCCGUGGUCUUCAGCCGUGGCAGCCGUCUUCUGAUGCAGUUGUGUCGGCUGGAAAGCCUAGCGCGGACACAGAGAAGAAAGCGUCGGCGACGUCUGGUCCCAAGACCGACGUCAACCUCGAGGUUAGCCGUAACAUAUACGAGGCAAGCGCCAAGGGCGCAAAGCUCAACAAGACGGAGCCUAAGACCAAUGGAGAUGCACCAAUUACCAAUGGCAUCUCAGGUGUCGAGGAGGCAACGAAGACGCCUAUUGUUAAGGUCAACUGCCAUACCUGCGGUAUUGAUUGCACCAGACUAUACUAUCACAGCUCUCAAACCGAUCCCAACUCCAAGACCAAGUACGACGUCUGCCCAAGCUGCUAUCUUGAGGGCCAUCUGCCUGGCAACCAGACCAGUGCUCAAUUCACAAGGAUGGAGAACCCUACUUACACAACCGUUCUUGACCGAGAUGCGCCUUGGAGCGAUGCAGAAAUCCUACGACUCCUGGAAGGUAUCGAGAGGAUGGAUGACGACUGGAAUGAGAUUGCGGACCACGUUGGCACUCGCACUCGUGAGGAGUGCGUCUUACAGUUUUUGUCCCUAGACAUAGAGGGCAAGUACGCAGACGACCUUGCUGUUAACGCACCUACGGGUCUUGCCAUGCUUGGAACACAGGGUGGCCACCUUCCAUUCAGCCAGGCGGAUAACCCUGUCAUGUCUGUGGUUGGGUUCCUCGCGGGUCUCGCAGAUCCUGCGAGCACGGCUGCUGCUGCCAACAAGUCGGCCGAGGAGCUCACACGGAAGCUGCGCAGGCGUCUGGAGGGAGACGACUCAGGCGAGCAGGCGACUACUAACGGCAAGGGCAAGGACAAAGAUGGCGACUCGAUGGAGAUUGACGUGACCACAACCACGACCACCACUACAACCACAACGACUCUGGCAACGAUCCCGAUGGCCACGAUGGGUGCCCGGGCUGCUGGUCUGGUGUCACAUGAGGAGCGCGAGAUGACGCGACUUGUUUCAGCGGCGGCCAACCUCACACUUCAAAAACUUGAACUGAAGUUGAAGUACUUCAACGAGAUGGAGGCCAUCUUGCAGGCGGAACGAAGAGAGCUUGAGCGAGGCCGCCAACAACUAUUUUUGGACCGCCUUGCAUUCAAGCGUCGUGUUCGCGAAGUGCAGAACUCCCUGAAGACAGCAGUUGAGGCGGGUGGGGAUCAGGGCCUCAAAUUGGCUCAGGACGCCAUGACGGACGGCGCGAGUCUUACGUUCCAAGCUGUUCCUGGAUCCAGUGCAGUACAGCCAUUGAGCAGCGAGGGCCAGAUCAAGAGCUUCGAGGCUUGA
Colletotrichum chrysophilum is the source of this 1944-nucleotide messenger RNA. RefSeq lists its product as uncharacterized. The record is from RefSeq and is a predicted model, not a curated record. The coding region runs from base 1 to 1944 and encodes 647 amino acids. The transcript has 2 exons. Gene Ontology annotation, molecular function: histone binding; DNA binding. NCBI's taxonomy places the organism in Eukaryota, Fungi, Ascomycota, Sordariomycetes, Glomerellales, Glomerellaceae. Gene Ontology annotation, biological process: positive regulation of DNA-templated transcription. Gene Ontology annotation, cellular component: SWI/SNF complex.